AUGCAUGACCGCACAAUCCAAGUACUGAACAUCAUAGCCCAAGAAACCGGAGAUACACCAGAAGAGCUCCGAAACAACCCAGAAACGGAGUUUGCAGAUUUGGGCAUUGACAAGUUGCUGUCGGAAGCCAUCAUCCGCCAGCUACAUAAGACCAUGUGGCUGAACAUGCCAUCUGACCUCUUUGAGAAUUGCCCGACCGUGGGCUCGUUGGCCUGUUUCCUCGAGGAAAGUGAGCCCAAACCAAUCCUCAACACCGUCCCCGUGUACACGCGAGCUGCUUCGCCCAGCACUGAGCGUCAGGCCGCGUUGAACCAAGCCGUUGUCGACCAACCUCUCUCUAUCCGCCUUCAAGGAAACCCCAAAGGACAGGCCAAGACCAUCUUUCUUUUGCCCGACGGCUCCGGUUCUGCCAUGUCUUACGCGCGCAUUCCAUUCCUAGGUCCCGGCGUGUGCCUGUACGGCCUCAACAGCCCUUUCCUCUCCAAGCCCGAAAGGUUUCCUCCAAUACCAGAAAUUGCCCCGAUAUGGGCGGCAGAGAUUCGUCGCCUUCAACCAAAGGGACCGUACAUCCUCGGCGGCUGGUCCGCCGGGGGAUACUACUGCUUCGAAGUCGCCAAGCACAUGAUGCUCAACGAGACAGAAGCCGACGGCCGCCCAGUUGUAGUCGAGAAGCUGGUUCUCAUCGACAGCCCGUGUCGCACCGUAUUCGAAGCUCUCCCCAUGAUCGUCGUCACGACUCUCUCCAAUCAGGGCCUUAUGGGAAACUGGGGCCAUCGAGGAGCUCCGCAGUGGCUACUGGACCAUUUCGCCGCCACCAUCGCGCGUGUCGAGGAGUACAACCCCUCACCUCUCGCCUCCGCAUCGGCAGAUGAGGUGCUGCCAAAGGUGUUCAUAAUCUGGGCCACGAAUGGCGUCUACGCUGCCGGAGGAAGUGCUGCGUCUGGUCUGGAUACCAAGGUCAAGGUCACCAAGUUCAUGUUGGAGGACAGGCUUGAUUUCGGGCCCAAUGGCUGGGAUGUAUUGUUUCCGAGAGGCACCGAGGUCGCCAUCGCGACUUCUCCCGGAACACAUUUCACACUGGUUUCCCCUCCAAAUUCCGUCCAUAUAGCGUCCCGGCUUAGUGACAUUCUACACGACAAGACCGCGCAUGAUAAUAGGUUAUGGAAACAUUGGUCUUGUUGA
Molecule: messenger RNA, 1182 nt
Organism: Colletotrichum destructivum
Lineage: Eukaryota; Fungi; Ascomycota; Sordariomycetes; Glomerellales; Glomerellaceae
Product: Putative thioesterase, phosphopantetheine binding ACP domain, alpha/Beta hydrolase
Exons: 2
Coding region: 1-1182 (393 amino acids)
Biological process (GO): biosynthetic process
Source: RefSeq, a predicted model, not a curated record